This is a messenger RNA of Indicator indicator, 1908 nucleotides long. It is a transcript of the gene RNPEP, whose product is annotated as arginyl aminopeptidase. The coding region runs from base 1 to 1908 and encodes 635 amino acids. The transcript has 11 exons. Gene Ontology annotation, biological process: proteolysis. Gene Ontology annotation, molecular function: metalloaminopeptidase activity; zinc ion binding. Lineage: Eukaryota; Metazoa; Chordata; Aves; Piciformes; Indicatoridae. The record is from RefSeq and is a predicted model, not a curated record.
AUGGCGGACCCGGCAAUGGACGUGGCCUCUGCUAGCAGCGCGGGCGCGUGGCGGCUGCGGCACCUGCACCUGUCCCUGCGCGUGGCCUUCGCGGCGGCGGGCGCGGGGCGGCUUCACGGGACCGUGCGGCUCGAGCUCUGCUGCGCGCGCGAGGGCGCGGGCCCGCUGCGGCUGGACGCGCACCCGAGCGUGGCCGUGCGCGGGGUCGCGCUCCUCACCAGCCCCGCGGACGGCGCCGGAGACGGCCCCGCCGGCAACCCCCGGCAGCCGCUCGCCUUCGAGAGCCACCCCUUCACCAGCUACGGCAGCGCCCUCCACAUCGACCUGCCCCAGCCCCUGCGCGCCGGGCAGCUUCUCACCAUCGAGAUCGACUAUGAGGCGGGAGAGGGGCCCGGGGUGUGCUGGCUGGCCCCUGAGCAGACGGCAGGGAAGCAGAAGCCCUACAUGUACACACAAGGCCAGGCUGUCCUCAACAGGUCCUUCUUCCCCUGCUUCGAUACCCCCUCAGUCAAAAGCACCUAUUCAGCCACGGUGAAGGUCCCUGAGGGCUUCACAGCUGUGAUGAGUGCCACGAGCUGGGAGAAGCAGAAGGACAACACCUUUGUCUUCAAGAUGUCCCAGCCCAUCCCCUCCUACCUGAUUGCUCUGGCUGUUGGGGACAUUGUGUCUGCUGAAGUUGGCCCAAGGAGCCGUGUCUGGGCUGAGCCCUGCCUGAUCGAGGCGGCCAAGAAGGAGUAUGACGGAGUCAUUGAGGAGUUCCUGGUGGUUGGAGAGAAGCUCUUUGGACCUUAUGUCUGGGGCAGGUAUGACAUCCUCUUCAUGCCACCCUCCUUCCCCUUCGGGGGGAUGGAGAACCCUUGCCUCACCUUCCUGACGCCCUGCCUGCUGGCCGGGGACCGCUCGCUGGUGGACGUCGUCAUCCACGAGAUCUCCCACAGCUGGUUUGGCAACCUGGUCACCAAUGCCACCUGGGGAGAGUUCUGGCUGAACGAAGGCUUCACCAUGUACGCCCAGCGCCGCAUUUCCACCCAGGUCUAUGGCUCAGCCUACACCUGCCUGGAGGCUGCGACGGGCAGGGCCCUCCUGCGCCAGCACAUGGACAGCACCGGGGAGCAGCAUCCCCUGAACAGGCUGCGGGUGGUCAUCGAGCCAGGGGUCAAUCCAGAUGACACAUACAAUGAGACCCCCUACGAGAAGGGUUACUGCUUUGUGAGCUACCUGGCUCACCUCGUGGGGGACCAGAGCAAGUUCGAUGCCUUCCUCCAGGCCUAUGUGAACCGCUUCAAGUUCCAGAGCAUCACAGCAGAUGACACCCUUGGGUUCUUCCUGGAGUACUUCCCAGAGCUGAAGGAGAAAGGGGUGGACUCCAUCCCAGGCCUGGAGUUUGACCGCUGGCUGAACACCCCGGGCUGGCCACCCUUCCUGCCUGACCUCUCACCAGGGGAGCAGCUGAUGAGGCCAGCAGAGGAGCUGGCUGAGCUCUGGGCAGCUGAUGGCUUGAACAUGGAGGCAAUUGAGGCUGUGGACAUCACGGCCUGGAGGACAUACCAGCUGGUCUACUUCCUAGAUAAGGUCCUGCAGAAAUCCCCCCUGCCGGAAGGCAACGUGGAGAGGCUGAGCAAGAUGUACCCAAAGAUCUCCAAGUCCCAGAACGCUGAGCUGAGACUCCGCUGGUGCCAGAUCGUCCUCAAGAACAACCUCGAGGCUGAGUACAGCAAGGUCAAGGACUUCCUCCACAGCCAGGGGAAGCAGAAGUACACCCUGCCCCUCUACCGUGCCAUGUGGGGUGGCUCGGAGUCAGCUCGGGCCCUGGCCAUGGAGACCUUCUCUGCUACAGCCUCCCAGCUCCACAUCAACGUCCAGAACUAUGUCAAGAAGAUCCUGGGCUUGGAGGUGGCAGGGGAUUAG